Nerophis lumbriciformis (worm pipefish) is the source of this 2794-nucleotide messenger RNA. RefSeq names its product inter-alpha-trypsin inhibitor heavy chain H3-like. Gene Ontology annotation, biological process: hyaluronan metabolic process. Lineage: Eukaryota; Metazoa; Chordata; Actinopteri; Syngnathiformes; Syngnathidae. Gene Ontology annotation, molecular function: serine-type endopeptidase inhibitor activity. The record is from RefSeq and is a predicted model, not a curated record.
UGUUUUUAGCCAUGCUCGGGGAUCAGCCUUUUUUUGGGGGGGGUAUGCCAACGUUUUGGAGGGUCCUACUGUGGGUUUGCGUCUGCAUUGUGCUUCCAGGAGAGGGUCGAGGAGCUCUGGUUGUUUCUCCCAGAGAUGCUCAUAUUAAGGACGCAAAUAAAGAUGUGAGCACCAAGUCCAUAAAGAAAAGAGCCGCCAACAUGGAGAAUAUGGUGGAGGUGCAGAGUUUUGGAGUUGCCUGUGCGGUGACGUCGCGUUUCGCUCACACCGUCAUGACCUCCAAGGCUCUGAACAAAGCCAACGUCUCGCAGGAGAUCUUCUUUGAAGUGGAGCUCCCAAAGACGGCCUUCAUCACCAACUUCACCAUAGAAACUGACGGUCACGUGUAUGUUGGCGAGGUGAAGGAGAAAGCCAAAGCCAAGAAAGAGUAUGAGAAGGCGGUUUCUUCAGGAAAGACCGCUGGACUGGUCAAGGCAUCUGGAAGACAGAUGGAGAAGUUCUCCGUGUCAGUCAACGUUGCGGCACAAAGCAAUGUCACGUUUGUGUUGACCUACGAAGAACUCCUCCAGAGGAAACUGGGCCGGUAUGAGAUCCUGACCCGGGUGAAACCCAAACAGGUGGUCCAGGAGUUUCAGAUAACUGUAAGCAUCUUUGAGCCUCAGGGUAUUGCCUCGGUGGAGACCACAGGAACAUUCCUCACCAACCAGCUGCUCCCCCUGGUGGAGAGAACCGUCACAGACACCAAGGCUCACAUUACUUUCUCACCAACACUGGAACAACAGAGGAAAUGUCCAGGAUGUCAGGGCACCAGAAUUGAGGGAGACUUUGUCGUCAAGUACGACAUUAAACGAGAAGAAACCCUUGGAGAAAUUCAGAUGGUAAACGGCUACUUUGUGCACUUCUUUGCUCCACCUGACUUACCCCGAGUGCCAAAGAAUGUGAUAUUCGUGGUUGACAGGAGCGGCUCCAUGAGCGGAAAAAAGAUAAAACAAACCCGGGAAGCCUUGGCAGCCAUUCUAAAGGACCUCGGCGAGGACGACCACUUUGCUGUCAUCCAGUUCGAUAGUGACAUUAUCACCUGGAGGGAGUCUGUCGUGAAAGCAACGAAAGAAAACGUAACAGAGGCCAUUGCCUACGUGGAGAAACUGAAGGACAGGGGAGCGACUAAUAUCAAUGACGCUCUAUUGAAAGCAGUGGCAAUGCUGAGGAAGGAAAGACAAUCCGAGAGGCUUCCUGAGAGGAGUGCGGACAUGAUUAUCCUCUUGACUGAUGGGAUGCCAAACCACGGCGUGUCCAACCUGCAAACCAUCCAGGAGAACGUGCGCUCGGCUAUUGACGGAAAAAUGUCUCUGUUCUGUCUGGGGUUUGGAAAUGAUGUGGACUACUCCUUUCUGGAUGUGAUGAGCAAAGAAAACAAGGGGUUGGCCCGCAGAAUCUUUGAGGCCUCGGAUGCAGCUCUUCAACUCCAAGGUUUCUACGAGGAAGUGUCCAGCCCACUGCUUCUAGAGGUGAACAUGCGCUAUCCUGACAACACGGUAGAGUUCUUGACCAAAAACCACCACAGCCAUUUGUUCAACGGCUCGGAGAUCGUGGUGGCCGGUCGGUUAGAGGACAGCCGCCGUCUUGAUAACUUCCUUGUGGAGGUGUUUGCUCAGGGGCCCGAGGCAGAUUUCCAGGUGCAUGGAAAGGCCAAAGUGGCAGACUGGAACGCGACCUAUCCAGAAGACAAGUACAUCUUUGGGGACUUCACAGAGCGUCUGUGGGCUUACCUCACAAUCCAGCAGCUACUGGAGAAAAGUCACAUUGGUAGUCAAGAGGAGAAGGACAGAAUCACAGCUGAGGCCCUGAACAUGUCGCUGCGCUACAACUUUGUUACCCCUCUCACCUCCUUGGUGGUCAUCAAGCCUGAAACUGAGGACGGACAAGACAGCCCGCUCAUCGCUGAUAAACUGACUGAAGAUCAGCGACAAAGAGCAGAGAGACAUCGUGGUUCCUCAGCCCAUGCGGCACCUCCACGCCGUCAAUUAGAUGUCGAUGGAGAUCCACAUUUCAUGGUAGAGCUCCCGGACCGAGACGACGCUCUGUGCUUUAACAUCAAUGACAAACCAGGGACUAUUUUCAACCUUGUCAGAGACCCCAAAUCAGGCUUUGUGGUGAAUGGUGAAAUUAUUGAGAAGAAGAAAUUUGUCAAGGAUCAAAAGAUGAGCACUUAUUUUGGUCGUCUUGGUAUCAGCCACAAGACUCUGGGGCUGAAACUGGAGGUGAACACACAGGACAUCUCCUUGUUCUACGGGGGCAAACAGGUCCAGCUCCUGUGGUCGGAUUUGACCUCUCUCAAAGACACAAGUAUGAACCUCCAGUUGACAAAGAACUGCAGCCUGACAGUCACACUGAGACAUUCCGUUAAAUUCACGGUCAUCCGACACACAAAGGUGUGGAAGAGACGUCACGAUCAACAGCACUAUUUGGGUUUUUACACCCUGGAGAACCGCCAUUUGUCCGACUCAGUCCAUGGACUGCUAGGUCAGUUCUACCACGGUGUUGAGUUUGAAGUGACAGACCCGCAACUGAAACGAGAUGCCACCAUGUAUGUGAAGGGACAGACGCUUAAUGUGACCAGACACCAGCAGAAGGACUUCAGCAGGGAUGUGAUAAACGGGGAAAGUAUUCCUUGCUGGUUUGUAGACAAUGAUGGAGCUGGCCUCAUCGAUGGGAAAGCCUCUGAUUACAUUAUGCCGGACCUUUUUUAAAAUCAUACGCAUCUUUUUUCCGUCAAUAAAUGCGUGUAAUUUUG